AUGGGUAUUCUGUGGAUGUUUGGCUCCACGUUGCAGCUCCAACUGGACAGAAACAGGUUUACUGUAGUUGGCGAGAGGCCGCUCAGGCUGAAAGGCCAAGAAGGACUGAGUGAGAAAAACACCGGGCUUCCCCUGAAUCUUCUUGAAAACCAUAGUCCUUGGUCAGCUUAUGUCACAUAUGUCUCCCCCAUGGUGAAAAGGCUCAUUGAGAACAGCAAAGCUAGAGAACUUGAAUAUAUAUAUGCUUUGGAGAAAAAUCGAUUGCGAUCAAGGAAAAUCAAGCCUUCCAACAAACUCCAGGUAAAAAAGAAAAAGUCAACCAAGACCUCUGUCAACAUACUCAAGGACUUCAAAUCAAAAACUACAUCAUCAUUGUGGAACACACCCCAUGUGUCAGCCAGGAGUCCACCAGUUAUUCCAGAAUCCAGUACAUUUCCUAUGGAUUCCAGAGAUGGUCCGACUGCAAACUAUAACAAAAUAAUCUUCUGCCAAAAACCUAUGAUGAGAAUGCUUCCUUACAGCUCACUUUAG
This is a messenger RNA of Suncus etruscus (white-toothed pygmy shrew), 531 nucleotides long. RefSeq names its product CMT1A duplicated region transcript 4 (gene CDRT4). Bases 1 to 531 code for a protein of 176 amino acids. The transcript is spliced from 4 exons. The record is from RefSeq and is a predicted model, not a curated record. NCBI's taxonomy places the organism in Eukaryota, Metazoa, Chordata, Mammalia, Eulipotyphla, Soricidae.